Molecule: messenger RNA, 2078 nt
Organism: Erinaceus europaeus (western European hedgehog)
Lineage: Eukaryota; Metazoa; Chordata; Mammalia; Eulipotyphla; Erinaceidae
Product: interferon-induced GTP-binding protein Mx1-like
Exons: 6
Coding region: 862-1785 (307 amino acids)
Biological process (GO): defense response to virus
Cellular component (GO): cytoplasm; nucleus; microtubule
Molecular function (GO): GTP binding; microtubule binding; GTPase activity
Source: RefSeq, a predicted model, not a curated record
GGCUGAGGGCUGAAGGCAGAGACGCUGAGGACUGUGGGGCUGAGAGCUGAUGGUCUGAGGGGCUGAGUGCUGAGGGGCUGAGGGGCGGCUCCUCCCAGGCCCCUUUCUACUCUGUGCUCUUAGAAGGUGCACAGGGGAGAGGCAGGGAGAGGCCAUAGCACUGAAGCUCCCUUACCGCCUUGGGAGCCGGGCCACACCCUGUGUGUGUCUGUCUGUCUGUCUGUCCCGGUGAGCUAUUCUGUCAGCUCUGCUCAGGCACUUGUGAACAUUGCUUUGUAUUUGUUUGGUUUGGGUUUUGCCUCCAGGGUGAUCACUGGGGCUCUGGCAGCACUGUGAAUCCGCUGCUCCAGACGGCCAUUUUUCUAUCUUAUUGGACAGGACAGAGAGCAAUUGUGAUGGAGGGGGAGACAGAGAGACAGAGACAGACAAACACCUGCAGCCCUGCCUCACCGCUGGUGAAGUGCCCCCCUUGCAGGUGGGGAGCGAGGGCUCGAACCCUAAUCUUGUGCAGGACCCUGCCCUCAGUGCUGUGUGCUCUGACCCGGUGCACUAGCACCUGCCGCCUCAGACAGUUCUCAGUAUUCACUGAGGGAGGUGAGAGAGAGGAAGAGGAGGGUUGAGCUCAGCUCGGAAAGCUUGGGCGGAGCCCUGACGUAGCCGCCUCAGCCCAGAAACAGCUCGCGGUCCGCACAGAGAGACAGAGCAGCCGGCCAGACCCUCGGACCCCCGGCCCCUCGUCCGGGCUCUGGAGAGGAGGCCUGCCAUCGGGGUGCCCUGCUCACGCACCCUGACAGGCCCGUUUCCCCACAGAAAACUCUGCCGCUGCUGGGAGACCUCAUCAGGGACAAACACCAGAAGGUCAUGGAGGAGCUGGAGACCUGUGGCAGAGACGUGCCGGACGACGAGAUGGGACAGAUGGUCUUCCUGAUAGACAAAAUCAACGUGUUCAGCCAGGACGCCAUGGCUCUGGUGCAGGGAGAGGAGCACGUGGAGGGCAGCAACAUCCGGCUGUUCAACAGGAUCCGGAAAGAGUUCCACAAGUGGAGCCAGCUGAUCACAGACAAUUUCCAAACAGGCCGCGAGACUAUGCGCAAGGAAGUCUGCAAGUUCGAGAACCAUCACCGCGGCCGCGAACUGCCGGGCUUCGUGAAUUACAAGACCUUCGAGAAUAUCGUCAAGAAGCAGAUCCAACGCCUGGAGGGGCCCUCGGUGGACAUGCUCCACACCGUCACAGGCAUAAUCAGAGUGGCCUUCACAAAUAUUUCAGAAAAGAAUUUCAAUGAAUUUUUCAACCUUCUCAGAACCUGCAAGUCCAAGAUCGACGACAUCAUGCUGGAGCAGGAAAGGGAAGCUGAGAAGUCCAUCCGGCUCCACUUCCAGAUGGAGCAGACCAUCUAUUGCCAGGACCACACCUACCGCGAGGCCCUGGAGAAGGUCCGUGAGGACGAGGAGGAGGAGGAGGGGGCGACAUCGCACAGACACUUGGCGCACUCCCAUUCUUCCCAGGAGUCCUCAGCCCAGGAGAUCUUCCAGCACCUGGCUGCUUACUACCAGGAGACCGGCAGCCGCAUCUCCAGCCACGUGCCGCUCAUCAUCCAGUUCUACACUCUGCAGACCUUCAGCCAGCAGCUGCAGAGGGCCAUGCUGCAGCUGCUGCAGAACAAGGACGGCUACGACAUGCUCCUCAGGGAACGCAGCGACACCAGGGACAGGAGGAAGUGCCUCAAGGCGCAGCUGGCGAGGCUGGAGCAGGCUCGGCGACGCCUGGCCAAGUUCCCCGCCUAGUGGGCCGGCCCUGCCCAGCUCUCAGAGUGCCCAGCUCCCAGCCUGCCCACGUCCCCGGCCCUGCCCAGCUGUGCCCAACCUGCCCACUUCCCUGGCCCUGCCCAGCUGUGCCCAGUCUGCCCACUCCCAGGCCCUGCCCAACCUGCCCAUCCCCAGGCCUUGCCCAGCUGUUCCCAGCCUGCCUACCUCCCAGGCUCUGCCCAGAUCCCAGCCCUGCCCAGCUGUGGCCAGCCUGCUGAUCUCCCAGGCCCUGUAAGAUGGUUAGAUCUCUUCAAAGGAACAUGAAUAAAACA